Messenger RNA from Vollenhovia emeryi, 684 nucleotides. RefSeq lists its product as uncharacterized. The transcript has 2 exons. NCBI's taxonomy places the organism in Eukaryota, Metazoa, Arthropoda, Insecta, Hymenoptera, Formicidae. Bases 1 to 474 code for a protein of 157 amino acids. The record is from RefSeq and is a predicted model, not a curated record.
AUGCUAUCGAGAGUUAACUUGGUCGCGAUUCUGCUGACCUUGAAUUGCGUUAGCCGCGCGACCGAGCAUUCGAGAUCGGCGCUAGAGAAAUGGCAGGAGGAAGAGAGAGCCGUCACUUCCGGCAAGAAGGUCCUCAGGCACGCGUAUGAGAAUGUCACACCCGAGAGCCCUGUUUCUUCGGUCAACGGUCGCAACGCGAGGGACAAGGUAGCCAAGACCCAUCGUUCAAUCGAGCAAGACAUCUAUAAUGCAUAUUCCAAGAUCGAAAUGGAGGCCCGAGAUGAAGCACGGCGUAAGAAACGGAAGGCAACGAUUGGCAAAACUAUGAUGGCGUUACUGAUGGCGUACAAACUGAAAUUUGUUGCUCUAAUACCAACGAUACUCGGAGGUUUGAUUCUUCUUAAAGGAACAACGCUACUCGCGGGAUUCUUCUUCGCUCUAUUCGCCGCCGUUCUCGGACUGAAAGUACACUGACAACCAAGUCAAGCAGGAUCUAUGGAAGGAGCGCGCACCAAGAAUACACUAAGAAGUGAGAAUGACAUACGACUUUAUUUCGUAAUAAUUUACAGUCAGAUUAAACUUGUAUAACUAAUCGUUGUUAUCUUUGAGAAAGUAUUGAACGCCUGUGUGCACAAAGUAACACUUAAGGCCGAAUUUAUAAUCGCUUCUCGGAGUCAAACACGU